CCUGUAGCAGCCCGGAGGAGACAGCGCCUGAAGUGAACCGUUAUACACUGUUACGCCCGGUGGACACGAACUUCAUAACCGGCUAACCCUCUCUGAAGAGCGGCUUUACAAACUGUCAGAACAACUUAAAGAUGUUUCUCAUUUGUCUGCUUGCGGUGUUUCUCUUUGGUUCUGCAGCCAAAGGAGCAACAACUGAAUCUGUUACAUAUAAUUACACAACCAGUGGAGAAAUGAACAAUGUGACUUCAACAGCUUUUCCGACAUCACUCUUGACUACUGCCACAAACUCAAAUCCAAGCAGUGCCCUCACAGACAGCGGCUUGACAACUGCUUCAGAAGUGACUACAGCAACAGAAAGUACUACUCGAGAAUUCACAACUGUGCACACAACUCUCACCAAUGCAGAGACAAUUAAUCUGAGCACUCAUUCCACGAUCACUACUAAUGCUACGGUUACUGAGAACAGUACUGUGGCCACUGGCAGCCCAGCUCCCUCUCCAUCACCUCCAGCCACUGACGCAAGCAUGUCGACUGCAAGGCCAGGGACAAGCAAUCCUACCAGCGAUAGUGAGACUACAAAUACAACCACCGUUCCGGUUCCAGCCACGAAUCAAACAAUGAGCACAAGUACAUUGAUCGCACACGCAACCACCAACAUAUCUCUAAGUACACCACACUCCACCAAUGGCACAACUGGAAGUACAUCAAUCACACAGACUAACAACGACACCACUGUUAGCACACCAAUGACCAACACCAGCAAUGACACAACUACAAUUAUGCCAGUCACAAACACAACCAUCAACAUAACUGCAAGUACACCAGUCACCCAGACUAACAAUGACACCACUGUUAGCCCACCAAUUACAAACACCAGCAAUGACACAUCUACAAUUAUGCCAAUCACAAACACAACUACCCACACAAUUGCAAGUACACCAGUCACCCAGACUAACAAUGACACCACUGUUAGCCCACCAAUUACAAACACCAGCAAUGACACAUCUACAAUUAUGCCAGUCACAAACACAACCAUCAACAUAACUGCAAGUACACCAGUCACCCAGACUAACAACGACACCACUGCCAGUACACCAAUUACAAACACCAGUAAUAACACAUCUACAAAUGCACCAGUGACAAACUCAACCUCUCACACAAUUGCAAGUACACCUGUGACCCAGACUAACAAUGACACCACUGUUAGCCCACCAAUUACAAACACCAGUAAUGACACAUCUACAAUUAUGCCAGUCACAAACACAACCAUCAACAUAACUGCAAGUACACCAGUCACCCAGACUAACAACGACACCACUGCCAGUACACCAAUUACAAACACCAGUAAUAACACAUCUACAAAUGCACCAGUGACAAACUCAACCUCUCACACAAUUGCAAGUACACCAGUCACCCAGACUAACAAUGACACCACUGUUAGCACACCAAUUACAAACACCAGCAAUGACACAACUACAGUCAUGCCAGUCACAAACACAACCAUCAACAUAACUGCAAGUACACCAGUCACCCAGACUAACAACGACACCACUGCCAGUACACCAUUUACACACACAAGCAACAGCACGGCUAUGGUUACUUCUCCCACAAGCAAUCAUUCAACUAACAUUACUCCAGUCACACCCACAAGCAACAACACAACUUUUAUUACAGCAACUACACCACUAAGCAACGUCACAACUUCAACUACUGAAGAAACCAGCAACAGCACAGCAAUUACAACUACACUCACCUCAGUAAGCUCUACAGCUGUGUUAACUCCAACUACUCAACCAAACACUACUAACACCUCUCCUGAGACUGCUGCAUCCACUACUGCACCCUUGUCCUCAACUACUGCCAUAAACACAACACUCACAGCUGGACCCUCACCCUCUUCACCCACCACCAUCUCCAACUCCAGCUCUUUCCCUCCAAGCACCUCCCCAGGCAAUAGCACCGUACCCCCCAGUGGAAAUGCCACCACCCUUAGUCCCUCAACAGCAAGCUCAGGAGUACCCACAACUACAACUCUUUCAACUGAAGCUAGUGGCAUUACAACUGCCAUUCCAACCACCAUCUCUAACAUCACAACCACCACCCUGCAACCAACACAGAUCACUACCAGCAACCAAACCACUCCAGCUCCACCCACCACCACGCAGAGUCCAGUCAUAGUGUGUCCAGCUGUCCCAUGUCCACUUGAAAGCGUCUGUCUUAAUGGCACUUGCCAGUGUCUCUCUGGUACCUACCUGCUGAAUGGACGUUGUGUACCUGCCAAUGUGUUCCCAGGCAGGCUUCAUCUUACCUCCUUGACAUUUCAAGAUGAAAUGUACAACAGAUCCUCAAAGAUAUUCCAGAUGACGGCUGCUGACAUUUCAGCAACACUUAGCAAUAUCCUCAAAAACCAGCCAGGGUAUAUCCGGUCUGAUGUUGUGCAGCUUGAACCAGGAAGCGUGCAAGCAACUGUAAAUAAUGUGUUUAGUGACACCACUGAAACUCAAGCUACCGUUAAUGACGCCAUAAAUGAAGCUAUAAAAACUUCCACUGGACUUCUGGCUCAAGCUACAUAUACAAGUACAAACCUGUGUGAGCAGAAGCCAUUACCUUGUGAUGUCUCCACUACAGUAUGCACAGAUACAAAUGGCCAUGCUACAUGUGCCUGUAAAGAUGGCUACAUCUCCAUUGUGUACUCAAACACUAGUUGCAAAGCGUGUCCAAGCGGACAGAGGGCAGUUGGAGGAGUAUGCGAAGUAUGUCCAUUUGGGUAUGCUGGAUUCAACUGCAAUGACUCGGCCCUGCUGGCAGUGGUGAUCAUCUCCUGUGUACUAGGAGGAGUUCUACUCAUUCUUAUCCUGGCUUUGCUCAUAUACUGCUGCUGGAGGCUGUGCUCGAAUAGAAAGCAAGACAUUAGCAGCAGCCCUUACUCAACAGAAGACUUAAACCAGCCCUGGCCUACUGGCAUCAUGCCCAUCCCCCGUGCCAACAGUAAAUGGGAUGGAGCUCCUUCUAUAGAGAUGACAGAAGGGGGCAGCAGUAAUGCCCUGGUGGACAAAAAGCAUCAAAGCAACGGAAUGGGGUUUCAGUGGAAGCAGAAAGGAUGGAAAAAGACGGGAUCGUACGAUCUCAACCCGGAAGCAAUGAUGACCUUCAAAGGUAAAAAUACAUCCCGUUACUCGUAUCUGGUUCAAGGCCAUGAGAAUCCUUACUUCUUACCUGGAGACGAGAAGAAAAACUGAAACUAAAACACUAAAACCUUCAAAUGAGCGAGGAAGACGGGAUCAAAAAGAAGUAACUGAUUUGAAACUCUGGGACUACAGAUACAUAUCCUGAGAAGAGUAAUUUAUAAAGAUACUUUACCCUCUGAGCUUAUUUGCAUUAAUGAUGAUGAAUCACAAAGGACCUUUUAAGAAAAUCCUGAAAAUUACCAAAGAGAUUCAUUUGUGUGCAUCAUGUCUGCUCUUAAUGGUUACAACCAGUGGAUGUCGCUGUUGCUCAUUACAUUCAUAUAUAGUAUAGUAAUAGUUUUUUAACGACACAGCUGACUUUUUAUUCCUUUUUUUUAAUGCUUUGAUGAAUUCAAAUAGAAUUUUAAAAAUGAAGCAUCUUAUUUUGCUAAUUGCACUAAAGUAUAUAUUAAGUUUACUAUUAGUUUUUAUAUAAAUCAGAGGUAAACUGAAUGUGGGUUCUUAUGGGGUACCUGCUAUUUUUCCUAAAAGGAUGUGAUUUUUUUUUUUUUUUAUUAAGCAAAUCGUGAAUGACUAAAGGGGCUGGAUCCCUGUUUGGGAGUAUUUAAAGGGAUUUAUGUUGUAGCAGUCUGUAUCUGUUGAAGCUACACUUGCAAAAUGUGCCUGUUUAAUAGUCUGUUUGAUGAAUAGGAAACAUUGUGCUAAGCUGGUAAAAAAAAAAAGAAGCUUGUCUGCUUUUUUUUGGAUGUGCCAAAAAUAAUUUGUAAACAUUUUUUUGAGGAUUCUGUAUAAAUUAUAUAUUUAUCUUUGUGCUUCUGAGAGAAUGGACUGUUUUAUAAGUGUGUGUUUUUGUAAAGAAAAAGAGUGUGUGCACAUAUCCAGCAGAAAUAAAUUAAUUUAAAGAGG
Messenger RNA from Oreochromis aureus, 4094 nucleotides. RefSeq lists its product as uncharacterized. The record is from RefSeq and is a predicted model, not a curated record. Lineage: Eukaryota; Metazoa; Chordata; Actinopteri; Cichliformes; Cichlidae. The transcript has 14 exons. Gene Ontology annotation, biological process: cell-cell junction assembly. Bases 132 to 3239 code for a protein of 1035 amino acids.